AUGGCAAAGACUUUUUCGCUCGAGGGCAGAGGCCUGAAACUCGAUUCGGCCGCCGACAUGGACAAACACAUUGCUGAGCUCAAGUCCAACAACGACGUAGAGGAGGUCAUCUUUGUGGGAAACACUCUGGGCAUCGAAGCAUGCGAAGCUCUGGCCAAGGUGCUGGAGAACAAGAAGAAGAUCAAGGUCGCAAACUUUGCCGACAUCUUCACCUCUCGUACCCUCGAGGAAAUCCCAAAAGCAGUCGAUCACUUGCUCGCCGCUCUGCUCACCCUCCCCGAGCUCCACACCGUCAACCUCUCGGACAAUGCCUUUGGCUUCAACCUCGUCGACCACUUGCAACCCUUCCUUUCGCAGCACGUGCCGCUGCAGCACCUGAUCUUGAACAACAACGGUCUCGGUCCUGAUGCCGGCGUCAUCGUCGCAGAUGCCCUCACUACUCUCGCCGGGAAGAAAGAACAAGCUCGUAAAGAUGGCAAGACCGUCCCUCACCUCGAGACGGUCAUUUGCGGUCGCAACAGACUGGAGACCGGCUCCAUGAAUGCUUGGGCUAAAGCAUAUUCGAUCAACAACAAUGUCAAGACUGUUCGCAUGGUACAAAAUGGCAUUCGUCCAGAGGGCAUUUCCGCUCUCUUGCAGAACGGCCUGGGCAAGUGUACUGCCCUUCAAGUUUUGGAUCUGCAAGACAACACCUUCACUGCCAUGGGUGGCCGUGCUCUCGCCGACGUUGUUGCGAACUGGUCGUCCAUCACGGAACUCGCUGUGGGCGACUGCUUGCUCAGCAACCGUGGAGCUUUGAUGCUCGCAGAAGCCCUCAAGUCCGGCAAGAACAAGACUCUUCAGACACUUCGUCUCCAAUACGACGAGAUUGCUGCCAAGGGUGUCGAAGCUCUGUGCAAAGUCGCCCAAACCGAUGCUCUGCCCGUCUUGCAACGCGUCGAGCUGAAUGGUAACAAAUUCUUAGAGGAGGACACCAACGUGGAGGCUUUGAAGACAUUGCUCGAUGAGCGUAGAGAAGAGAAUGCCCCCAAUGCCGACGAAGAUGACGAGACCUGGGGUAUCGAUGAGCUUGACGACUUGGAAGAGGACAGUGACGAUGAGGACAACGACUUGGCCGAUGAUGAAGAUGCCGAGGAAGAGAGUAUUCUCAAGGACGCUGAUCAAGCCGAAUCGGAGAAUGUCGCCCAAGAGAAGAACAGCUCCGUCGAUGAGCUCGCAGACCUCAUGGGUAAGACGCAGCUCAAGUAA
Messenger RNA from Aureobasidium subglaciale EXF-2481, 1248 nucleotides. RefSeq lists its product as uncharacterized. Gene Ontology annotation, cellular component: cytosol; perinuclear region of cytoplasm; nucleus. Bases 1 to 1248 code for a protein of 415 amino acids. Gene Ontology annotation, molecular function: small GTPase binding; GTPase activator activity. Gene Ontology annotation, biological process: activation of GTPase activity; nucleocytoplasmic transport. Lineage: Eukaryota; Fungi; Ascomycota; Dothideomycetes; Dothideales; Saccotheciaceae. The transcript is spliced from 2 exons. The record is from RefSeq and is a predicted model, not a curated record.